GGGCCGCACGGGGGCGCGCUGUCUCCGCCCCGCCCCCUCGCAGCUCCGCGGCGCGGCGGCAAGAUGGCUGCGGGGUGCCGGCGGUAGCGCCAGCCAUGGAGGCGGAGAGCGGCCCUCUGGGUCCGGGUGAGCGAUGGGCGCCGGUGGGCGCCGUGUCGGCGGCGGAAGAAGAGGAGGAGGAGGAAGAAGAAGGGGACGAGGAGGAGGCGGCGGCGGGAGGGUCCCCGCGGUCGGUGCCGCGGCUGCGGGCGGAGCGGCGGCGCCUGCAGGGGGCGCUGCUGGCGUUGGCCUCGCACUUCGCGCAGGUUCAGUUCCGGCUGCGGCAGGUGGCGCGCGCGGCCCCCGGCGAUCAGCGGCGGCUGCUGCGGGAACUGGAGGAGUUCGCGUUCCGGGGCUGUCCCGGAGCUGCCCCGAGUGAGCAAGAGAAACAGGAGCAAAGUGAGGUCCAGAAGGAGAAGCAGAGAGAGCUGAUCCUGCAGCUCAAGACUCAGCUGGAUGACCUGGAGACGUUUGCUUACCAGGAGGGGAGCUAUGAUUCCCUGCCACAGUCUGUGGUUAUGGAAAGACAACGGAUGAUUAUAAAUGAAUUGAUCAAGAAGCUGGACAUGGACUUGAGUGAAGAUGUUGCAACUCUCUCUCCAGAGGAGCUGAGGCAACGUGUGGAUGCUGCCAUAGCACAGAUUGUUAAUCCAGCCAGGGUGAAGGAGCAGCUGGUGGAGCAACUGAAGACACAGAUCAGGGACCUGGAAAUGUUCAUCAGCUUCAUUCAGGAUGAAGUUGGAAGCUCUGGUAAGGCAGAAGAUGGACACUGUGAAUGUGCAGGCAGAAAAGAUGUCGGUGGGUCCUGCAAACCACAUGCACAGCACUCUGGAAACAGAGUGAGCCCAGAAGAUGCCAGUAAGAUGAGAGAAACAGGCCUGCACCUCAUGCGCCGUGUGCUCGGUGUGCUGCAGAUCUUUGCUGUCAGUCAGUUUGGCUGUGCCACGGGUCAGAUUCCCCACACCCUCUGGCAGAAGGACCAAGCAGACAGGGACUAUUCCCCUUUACUCAAGAGACUGGAGGUGUCUGUAGAGCGGGUGAGGCAGCUGGCCAUCCAACACCAGCAGGAAGACCACAUCAUCAGCUCCUCUGACCUGCAGGACGUUCCCUUGGGAGGCAGGGACGAGCUGACCCUGGCUGUAAGGAAGGACUUGGCCAUUGCUCUGCGUGACCUGCUGGCCCACGGGCUCCACUCCUCCUCCUCCUCCUCCCAGGGGAUGAGCCUGGUGCUGGCUCCCAUUGCCUGCCUCCUCCCGGCGUUCACCUCCUCCCCGCAGACCAUGCACCCCUGGGAGCUCUUUGUGAAGUAUUACAACACCAAGAACGGCCAAGCCUACGUGGAGUCCCCAGCCCGCAAGCUCUCCCAGUCCUUCGCUCUGCCUGUCACCCCGGGGGUGACCAUCACCCCCAAGCAGAGCCUCCUGACAGCCAUCCACACCGUCCUGACGGAGCACGACCCCUUCAAGCGUGGGGCAGACUCAGAGCUGAAGGCCCUGGUGUGCAUGGCCCUCAACGAGCAGCGUUUGGUCUCCUGGCUCAACCUCAUCUGCAAAUCCGGGGCUCUGGUGCAGUCCCACUACCAGCCCUGGAGCUACAUGGCAAACACGGGCUUCGAGGGGGCACUCAACGUCCUCAGUCGCCUCAGCAACUUGAAGUUCAACCUCCCGGUUGACCUGGCUGUGCGGCAGCUGAAAAACAUCAAAGAUGCUUUUUGAGGUGGUUUUUUGUUGUUCAUUGUGGGAAAACAGUCUGAGGAGGCUUAAGGGUUCCACGUGUACAUCAGUGUGAUCGUGUGAAAUCCUUUAAUAAGAGAAGCCUUGUUUACACCAUCAUACCAUGCAGGUGGCUUUGUAUUCCAAUCACACAUUCCAUUCUCACAGAACCACUCUUCUCACAUCAUUAUUUUCCUCUUCUGUUGACAAUUCUCUCUUUCCCAUUAGCUCAUUUUUAGAAACCUGCAACUAGGCCUCAAUAACCAUUAACCCACUGUGGCCUAAGCUGAAGUAAGUCAGGAUUGCUCACAACCUGUGUAUUUCUGAGCUGUUUCUCCAGCAGUUCAUCAUCAGUUUGUCACCUGUGGGCAGCCCUAAGGCUCGGGAAGCCUGGUGGGGGUUUUUUUAAGGCUGGGUUUGACUCUUUGACAUUGGUAUUUGCUUUUGGGGGAAUCUUGUGGUGUCUCAAUGCUGGAAAUCUUGUGUUUUACAAGGCUGCCCCUGCAAAGCUGCUGGAGGUUGUGCUGGAGGUUGUCCCCCUGCCCUGUGCUGCCUCUCUGGAGAGCAGAAUGGCUCUGCUGGAGGCAGUUCCCAGCGAGUCCUCAGUGUGUGGGACAUGGGGUGAGGCCCCUGGGAACACACGGCUUGGCUCCUGUGCUGCUUCCACCUGGUUAUUCCUCAAACUUCAUGGAUUAACGAUGUCCCUAUGAGAUGUUCAUGGCAGAGCUGAGCCCUGGGUGUGGGGUUUGCCCCCCCUCAGCCCCUCAGCAAUCUGUGGGACCUCUCUGCUGCGGUGGGAACCACCGUAGUGCAGGUGACUUCGUGAGAAAAUCUGGAAGCUGAGCCCCGCGUCCUUCAUGCUCUCGGGUGGGAGGCCCAGCAGCUUUGUCUGGUGAUCCAAAGCUCCUUUGUGCAGCCCGGUGUUGUGUGGAACGCAUUAAAUCGCUUCAGCAAGUGUG
Molecule: messenger RNA, 2710 nt
Organism: Calypte anna (Anna's hummingbird)
Lineage: Eukaryota; Metazoa; Chordata; Aves; Apodiformes; Trochilidae
Gene: RUNDC1
Product: RUN domain containing 1
Exons: 5
Coding region: 96-1754 (552 amino acids)
Source: RefSeq, a predicted model, not a curated record